AUGUCAACAAGUGAUGGUCGGACUACUAACGAUAAUAUCGACGCUAAAACUCAAAGCUUACAACGUCGAUCGGUCUUAAUUUCGUCCGAUCCAAACACUGAUUCUCUACCUAUUGACUUGGUACUUGUCUAUGAUCGUACAGAUCAACACAAAGAUAAUGAUGUGGAAAUUAAUCAUGAUAAUCAAAUCAAAAAAAAGAAGAAACCAUCAGAACGUCGAAACAGAUUUGAAGAAUAUCUUUGCAAAAAACAAGGUCUUAUCCUUAAGCAUGCGGAAUCAAAACAGAAACGAGUUGGAUUUGUUACAGUUCAUACUCCAUUUGAUAUUCUUUUGCUUACUGCUGAAAAUAUGCGAAUGAGAUUACCAAUAGAGAAAAUUGAAGAGAAGGAAAAUGAAAAUGAGUUAUUAACAUCACAAAAUAAUCAAUCAGCUUGGCAUCGCUUUACAACAUCGUUAAAAAAAUCAUUUUAUCUUGAUCCAUCAUUAAAAAAAAAUGAUCCAGAUUAUUAUACAGCUAUUUAUUCGUCAAAUAUCGAUAAAUUUAAAUAUUUAUUUGAUACAUUACGUGGUUCAAAAGAUUUAUAUUUUACAUCAACUGAACGCAGUUUAUUAACACAUGAAUUAUUAUCAAGAGCUCAUUUUGAUUAUGAGGUUGAUGAUCAAGGUGAUAAUCAACAAAACGCAUUGAUAAUACGUCCAAUUACGGAUCCAACAGCUACAUUACAGAAAGUUUCAAAUCGACCAGUUCUUUCAACAUAUCCAUCACUUUUUCGAAGUAAAUAUUGCAGUCUUCGAGAUCAUGUAAGACAUGUUAAUGAUAGUGAAUUAAAUGAUCGAGAAAAAUUAAAGAAACAUUGGGCAACAAUGCGUCAAUGCCUUAAAUUUCAACCAUUAUCUUUGAUUCGUUCAUAUAUGGGUGAAAAAGUCGCAUUUUAUUUUGCACUUUGCGGUUUUUAUAACCAAAUGCUAAUUCCAGCUGCAUUGAUUGGUCUUAUUAUAUUUAUCUAUGGUAUAAGUAGUGUUUUUUCAGACCAACCGACAUCCGAUAUUUGUGGAGAUUUCGGGCAUACAACAAAUAUGUGUCCAAGAUGCGAUAAAACAUGUCCAUUUUGGAAACUCAGUGAUAGCUGCCUAUAUUCAAAAGUUUCAUACAUAUUUGACAAUGCAGCUACAGUUAUUUUUUCCAUAUUAAUGUCUUUAUGGGCAAGGUGGUUUAUUGAAUUUUGGAAACGUCGACAGGCAUCAUUACAAUAUGAUUGGGACUCCAUUGGUUUUGAAGAACAUCUUGAACCCAUACGACCAGCAUUUGAAAUGAAAGCAAAGAAAAAAGGUGAAAAGCGUACCAAUCCUGUUACUGGGAUAAAGGAACCAUAUAUUCGAACUCGAACACGGAUGCCAUUCUUUUUUGUUGCAGCUGCUGUUGUUCUCUUUAUGAUGGCUAUUGUAUGUGCGACUGUUUUUGCAACUAUUGCAUAUCGUUCUCGAAUGGAUUAUAUUUUAAAAAAAUCAAAUGUUAAAAUAUAUUCAUCAAUCAUAAUAACUGUAACUAGUGCUAUUAUGAAUCUUAUUUGUUCUAUUAUCUUAUCACAAUUUUAUUAUUGGAUUGCACGAAAAUUAACUGAUUUUGAACUUCAUAAAUAUCAAUCGGCAUAUGAUGAUUCAUUGACGAUUAAAAUAUAUCUUUUUCAAUUUGUCAAUUUUUAUUCAUCAUUAUUUUAUAUUGCUUUUUUUAAAGGACGAUUUCAUAACUAUCCAUCAACAUAUGGUGAAUCAGAUUCGGGAAAUUUUACUGAACAGUGCGAUCCAGCAGGUUGUUUAGUCGAACUUUCUAUACAAUUUUUCAUCAUUAUGAUUGGGAAACAAAUGAUAAAUAAUUUGUUAGAAUUCUUUAAUGCAAUGCGUAGUACGUUAACACGAAUAUGUUUUAAACGUGGUGAACCUGAGCCACAAAAACAAUGGGAAAAAGAUAAUCAACUAUAUGAUUUUAAUUCAAAUACGCUUAUUGAUGAAUAUUUGGAAUUAGUUAUUCAAUUUGGAUUCGUUACAUUAUUUGCCAUUGCUUUUCCACUUGCACCAUUAUUUGCUUUAUUAAAUAAUGUAAUUGAGAUACGUUUGGAUGCAUGGAAAUUUUUAUCUAAAUAUAAACGACCUAUUCCAUUUAAAGCAUCCGAUAUUGGUAUCUGGAGUGAUAUUAUUUCUGCUAUAUCAUACAUUGCUGUUCUAACGAAUGCAGUUGUUAUUGCUUGGACAUCGGAGUUCAUUCCAAAAAUGGCAUAUCGUUCAAUACAAUCAACAGGAGGAAGUCUGAAUGGUUAUGUUAAUUGGACACUAUCGUCGUUUAACAUUGCUGAUUAUAAUCGUACUAAUACAAUGCCAGAGGGUGGAUCAAAUAAUUUAACUAUUUGUCGUUAUCGUGAUUUUCGUGAAUCAAAUGAAUCAAAUUAUUCUCACACAUCAAUCUAUUGGAAUGUGUUAGCUGCUCGUCUUGCAUUUAUUAUUGUUUUUGAACAUGUUAUCUUUUUUAUUAUUUAUAUAAUGGAAUGGCUUGUACCAGAUAUACCAAAAAAAAUUCAAAAUAAGAUUGAUCAUGAACGUUAUAUUGAUCAACGUGAGAGAUGGGCAAGUAAACAAACUGAAGAUCAUUUUAAAGAUGCUAUCAUCUCAUCAGAAAUUUUAUCAAAAAUAAUAACACCUUCAAAUGGAACUGUUAAAGCUCCAGUCAAGAACAAUUAUGUCUCUUCAAACUAUUCACGAGGUCGAAAAAGACAGGUCGGAGUGCAAUUACCAUUAGAUAAUGAAUAUUGA
Molecule: messenger RNA, 2805 nt
Organism: Rotaria sp. Silwood1
Lineage: Eukaryota; Metazoa; Rotifera; Eurotatoria; Philodinida; Philodinidae
Source: the annotation of a GenBank genome assembly